GUAGCUCCUAAAGUAUUGACCAUAGAGUUAAAAUAAAUGUAACCACAUUUGUAUGAAAUUUUAUGGUAAAACUUUUGUCCGAAGUAUUUAUAAUGCUGUUUGUAUAUUCAAGACAUGAGCAAAAAUCUGAAAAAAGGUACCUUCACCCCUCACCCCCUCUCCCUCCGACCCCUACACCGUCAGCACAAUCCCCACCCUCGAGGACUUUUAGUAUGUUUAUCUGGACACCACAAUGUAUAAAAUUGUACCAAUUUACAAAACUACACAAACUAUUUUUAUAUUAAUUUUCUUGAGCUAAUUACUAAUUUUCAUUAGCACAUGUUUGCAUGAAAACCUUUAAAUAGAUGCAGAUACGAUGUAUAGCGAAUAGCAUUCAGUCAAACUUAGUGUGAUUAUGAAAUGAAUGCAGUAAACGAAGGAAUUAAAACUAAUUGACAAAAGAAAUCUAGUUACAAACAAAACGAGAUGAAUAUUACAUUGGAAUUGUAUUUAUUCGUGUUCACCCAUUUCCGCUGAUGUAAAACCAAAUGAUUGCGAGUGUAACGCACUUAUAAUCAGGCAGAAAUAUUAGCAUUAGAUUCACACAAACAGAAUGGAAGCUGAAUACUUUUUUCCGCUAGGCAUAUCUUCUAAUUAACGAUAUCCAUCCAUACUAAAGAGCGUAGGAUGUAACCGAUUAUAUGAAGUAGUAAUAUAUAGAGAUUUCGUAUUUCGCACGCUAUCAUCUUGAGCCAUGCAGUGGCUAGUAGCGUUUGUCUGCGUUGCCAUAGCCAAUGAUGCACAUGGAGUCCGCUACCUUAACGUCACAUUAGACGCUGUCCAACGGCAGUUGCAGGAGUUUAAUGUAACACAUCCGAAACCUAUUGGAGUGCUGACAACUACCGCUGGCAGACCGGUGGAGGUGCGGGAGACAGUCACCCUCAACACAGAUUUCUUCAACAGUCAGCAUUUCUGGGACCUGCAGUCUGCUUCCGAACAUGAGCGCAUCCCGCAGCGCUCGGUCCACGCGCGCGGCACGAGCGCCUUCGGCUACUUCGAAGUUACCAACGACGUCUCCAAAUACACCAAAGCGGAUGUCUUCAAUGGCAUUGGGAAGAGAACCCCCGUCGUCGUCCGAUUCUCCUAUUUGAUCCAAAGUCGCGGAGGAGUAGAUGUGAUGAGAGAGACGGGAGCUUUAACAUCCAAAUUCUACACAAACGAGGGCAACUUAGAUUUUCUCGCCUUGUCGCUUCCAGUUUUCCUGUAUAAUUCUCCACAUUUAUUCAGUCCAUUGGCUCAUGCUUUCAAAAGGAAUCCUAAGACAUUCAUUAUCGAUUCUACAGCUCGUUUGGACUUCAUCAAUCUUACGCCUGAAGUUAUCCACCAGAUAUUGUGGCUGUUAUCAGAUUUCGGUAUCUUUAAUGGCUACAGGAAAAUGAACGCAUUUCCUAUCCACACAUACGAGAUUGUUAACAAACACGGUGACAGCUAUUUCGUGAGAUUCAAUUUCAUGACUGAACAGGGACUGGAGUUACUCACUGAACGAGCUGCCAUGGCUAUUAGAAAUUAUGACCCUGACUACUCCAUCAGAGACCUUUACGAUGCAAUAGCCGCAGGAAACUACCCCUCUUGGAGACUAGACAUGGACAUUAUUCCGAAGUCCCACAUUCCUAAGCUUAAUUACAAUCCUUUCGACAUGACUGCUUUAUGGAGGAAUGGGACAUACCAUACAGAAACUAUUGGACGCUUAAUCUUAAACAGAAAUCCUGAGAAUAAUUUUAAGGAUGUCGAGCAAAUGGCCUUUAAUCCCGGUAAUUUGGUGCCCGGAAUACCAGGACCGGUCGACGACACGUUCAAAGCGCGAAGAUUCUCCUACCGAGAUGCUCAAACUUACCGGUUAGGCAUCAAUCAUAAUAACAUUGAAUUUAAUCAUCCGAAGUAUUCGAAGACAUAUAACCGUGACGGUUUACCGCCGGUGCUAGAUAAUAUGAAAGAUGUGCCAAAUUACUAUCAGAACUCGUUCAACGGCCCAGUUCCUUAUGUGGACGUAGCGAAACCUAAAGAUGCGAUAUCACUUAAGUUCAAACAGUCGACGGAUCUUGGAGAGUCUUCUUAUUUCUACAACACGUACGUUAAUACGGAGGAUAAGAGGAAUAGGAUGGCAUUAAAUAUAGCCAACAUAAUGGUGAACGCUAUUGAAGAAACACAAAAGAAAACGCUGGAGAUCCUUUACCUCGUAGACCGCGACUUGGGUUCGCGUGUCGCUGCCGCGCUGCCAAUCGCUGAGGCGCAGAAGAUUUUGGGGGCCCCUAAGCUCGUAUUAGUUGAAGAGAACCCUAAAACAUAUGAUGUAGCACCCAUGUGCCAAUAGUAACAGGAGAUACAAUUGGUAUAAAUAAAAUAAAGUGUAAAAAACCAUAAGUAGUUACACAUUCGCUCGUCAGCACUUUUUGCAGAUCGUUUCCAGCAUUCAAUUCCAUUCAUUUCUUUAGGAUCUGUUUUGUACUAAAUCCAUUGAAUUUAUUUUCAACCGACUUCAAAAAGGAAGAGGUUGUCAAUUCGAUUGUACGUUUGUUACCUCAGAACUCCGUCAUUUCUGAACCGAUUAUACCGAACCGAAAGUAUAGUCUGUGAUGGCAUUGGGGUUGAUUAAUAUACCAUACUUUAAGUUUUAGAUACUAAAGCUAGUAAUUAGAUGUAAUUACUGUUAUAUAGAAGGUCUGAACUACUUAGUAAAGAAAGGCGCACGGCGAUUUGUAAAAUUUAAAUUUAUUAUCGCAAAUUUAUUAGGUAUAUUUAUUGACAAUAAUGACGGUUCCGGGGAUGUGGAUUACUAGGAGAAAAAUCGCCGAAGAAACUCCUUAGUUUACUCUAUUGCGUCUCGUUUCAAAUAAAAGUUAACAAACUACUUACGACAAGCUAAACCAGAUCUACUAAUAUAAAGCUAACUUAUCCACUAGCUUACGUAACAACCAACGGUCUAUUAUUAAUUAAAAUAAGAGGGACAUCGACAUAAUUCGGUUAGGUAAAUUUAUACGUUUCCCCGAUGAUUUAUUUACCCCACCCAAUUAUCUAGUUACAUUAUCUCUAUUAAAGGUUGACCGAGGUUAGCCAAGUUCGGUCCUUGGUCGUCUGACACCAAGAAACUAGUAAAAGAAAUUUCUACUAAACUAGUCUGGGUGUCUGGCGACCUACGAGCUGGCGCUUUUUGCGCACAAAAACUUAGCCUCACUGUGCAGAGAGGGAACGCGGCCAGUGUCCUGGGAACAAUGCCUCAGGCUAAUUUAGGCUUAGUUUUUUGAUAAUAUAGACAUUAACUUUUUUAUGUAAAAUUAUUACUAAUUCAAUGCUUGAAGUGAUAAUGUUUAGAAUUAAUUAUACAUAGAGUUACGAAAACACAAAUAAAAAAUCACAAUACAUCAUAGAUAUAAGAAGUAAGGAGAUUUAUAACAAAGCAUAAUUUCAAUGAGUCUCGUUGACUCCAACUGUCCGCCACCACAUCCAAAUCCGUUUGAUAACAAUAUAUUUAAUUAUUUGCUAAAAUAUUUUGUAUGAUAAAAAUACACAAAUUGGAAACUGAUUCGACUGUAAGAGGCCACGCAAAGUUUUCCGGCGUUCAUUUCUUCAUUGAUUUUUUUAUAAAUCUAUAAAUAAUUUUUAAUAUAAAAUGAAUAAGUUUCGACUCGCUAUUUAUUUCUGUAAUUUUUUUCAGCCAAUCCUAAUUUCCUCAAAGAGGAUCCGAUCCGGGUUCACCUUUGUCCUGGGAAUGAAGUUAGCGGUAGAAUGUGCUCUGGAGAAAUCCCGGUAACUUCAUUGCGGGCACUUUGCCGUUUAAUGACGGAAAAUGAGGGAAGAGUUCUAGGUUUAGCUAUAAUUUAAUGUCUUUCCUGUGCUAAAAAUUUACGUAUAACUUCAUACUUAUUCUUCCUUUUGUAACAGUAUAUUCCAAAAUAUAAUCACCGACUGUAUCUCCUAAUUACAGCUAUUCGUAUUUCCAGUCCACCUCUCUUACGGUUUGGUACAUUUAAGCAAAUAUUCACCUGUAUUUCGACUCCAAGCAGUUCGUUGUGUGAAGGGGGCAUCCCAAGCUCGAAUUUAAGCAUCAAUUUGGCACCUCUCCCGGGCUUAAUUGAAGGACUGAAGAGACCCGUUUAUUCACUGUUCUGUGAUUUUAAUCUAGUU
Molecule: messenger RNA, 4161 nt
Organism: Cydia pomonella (codling moth)
Lineage: Eukaryota; Metazoa; Arthropoda; Insecta; Lepidoptera; Tortricidae
Product: catalase-like
Exons: 2
Coding region: 734-2350 (538 amino acids)
Biological process (GO): hydrogen peroxide catabolic process; response to hydrogen peroxide
Cellular component (GO): cytoplasm
Molecular function (GO): catalase activity; heme binding
Source: RefSeq, a predicted model, not a curated record